Culicoides brevitarsis is the source of this 1731-nucleotide messenger RNA. RefSeq names its product histone H4 transcription factor (gene Hinfp). Lineage: Eukaryota; Metazoa; Arthropoda; Insecta; Diptera; Ceratopogonidae. The transcript has 2 exons. The record is from RefSeq and is a predicted model, not a curated record. Gene Ontology annotation, biological process: regulation of transcription by RNA polymerase II. The coding region runs from base 80 to 1723 and encodes 547 amino acids. Gene Ontology annotation, molecular function: RNA polymerase II cis-regulatory region sequence-specific DNA binding; DNA-binding transcription factor activity.
CAACAAAAAAUGAAAUCUCCUUAAAUUUUCUCAAUUUUCUUACGUUUUUCGUGAAGAAUCUCCUUGAAAAUCUCAUGAAAUGGCUCCAAAGAUACGAAUUUCCGCGAAACAAGUGAAAAAAUCGACACCGAAGAAGAAGAAAAAGACAAAAGGACGCAAAAAAGUCCCCUUUAAAGUCCCUCAAGAGAUUCAAGAGAAAUGCAAAGACUGGAUUUUUGACCUGAAAAAGGUCCCUAAAGCUGAAUUUGAUCACGCAACUGUCGAAGAAUUGCCUUCGGAUGAUGACGACGUCGAACCACAGGACGAUUACAACGAAAAUCCCGCAAAUUACGAAUGUUCCUUUCGCAAGUUGCCAAAAUUAAAUCCAAAUGGGCCUCGAGACACGGCAAAAAUGAUGUUGGAAUGCGAAUGGAACGGAUGUACCCAAGAAUUUGUCGAAAUCAAGAAGUAUUUGGAGCAUAUAAACUCACAUAUUGUUGAAUUAAAUGAAUCUGAAGAAGCGGAAGAUCUCAAUUGUAAAUGGAGUUUGUGUAAAUUUGAAGCUCCCGAUGGAAAAUCUCUUCGGCGACACUUGUGUUUUCAUGCCUAUCACACGAGAAUUAAGACUGAAGGCGCGGAUUUAUGCAACACGGUGAAGUUGCCUGUUUGUAAAAUGAGCUCCGAGAGUCGAAAUGUGAUUCCUGAAGUGACGACAGAUUAUUUUUGUCAUUGGGACGGAUGUCAAGAGACUUUUGUGUCGAUUCAGAACUUUUUUGAUCAUGUCGCGUAUCAUAUUUUGCUGGCAUAUCCAACGGCACUCGUAAAAGCCACGGAGGAAAUUGCUUGUAAAUGGUUCAAUUGCGACAAAAAGUACAAACAAAAGAUUCACAUGCAAGCGCAUUGCGUCAAACAUACGGGAGAAAAGGCAAUCGCUUGUUACAAUUGCGGGGCAUCCUUCGUGACAAAGUACAAAAUGGUAAAUCACUUGACGCGACAAAUGGAAGGACAGUACGAAUGCUCGCAAUGCUUCCGUUGCUUCCCCACGGAAAAAUAUUUGCUCGUCCAUAUGAAAGCGCACGUCAAUUACUACAAAUGCACACUUUGUGACAUGAGUUGCGCUUCCAAAUCUCAACUUGCCAAGCACAUUCGGUAUCGACACAUCGCCGAAAGACCUUUUACGUGCGACAAAUGCGAUCACAAAUCCGUGACAAAACGCGAUCUCGAAACGCAUCUUCGUACCCAUGACAAGGAAUACGCCCUCAAAUGCCCCGUUGUCGGUUGCAAAUACAAAUGUCGCUAUUUAGCUUCCUUGCAAAAGCACGAGGAGCAACAACACGGCGAAAUGACGUCGAAAAUCUACAAGUGCCAUAUCUGUGAUAAGACUUUCAACUACGGAAAACGACUUUCGAGACACUUGAUUGCUGCUCAUAACUACCAAUAUCCGCCGGGACACUUGCGUUUUCGUUUCGUUCAAGACGAAGAUGGAUUUUUCAAGUUCCAAUCGAUGCGAUUGGAGUCUUUGGAAGUCACGAAACAGAUAAUGUCGCAACAGGACAAGGAAAAACAAGCGAAACAGGAUGCGGCGAGCCCCGUAAAGCGCAUUGAAGACUUCGAUAUGAUGAAAAAGUACUUGAAACCGGCAAAGGCGAGUUCGAAUAUCGUUAUUGAAGUAACAGAUACUGACGCGAAGGGAAAUAAAAUUAAGUCGGAGACAUUCCAAGUGGAGGAAUUUGUUGUGAAUUGAGAUUUUGU